UCCCUAUGAUCUACUAAAUCAAAAAAUACUUAUUAUAAAGAUGGUUGUGCAAAUUUCCAAGAAGAGGAGUUUUGUUGCUGAUGGCAUCUUCAAAGCUGAAUUGAAUGAGUUUCUCAUUUAAGAACUGGCUGAAGAUGGCUACCCUGGAGUUGAGUCUGAGUUACACCAACCAGGACAGAAAUUAUUGCUUUGCUACCAGGACGCAGAAUGUUCUUGGUGAGAAGGGCUGAUGGGGCACAGGAAUUGACUGCUGUGGUUCAGAAGAGGUUUGGCUUCUUGAGGGCUUCAGAGGGCUUCUCUGUGUCACAAACCCCUAGGAGGCCUUGCUGUAUGGAGGGCCUGCUAUGGCAUGCUGAGUGCUGUGGCAUGGAGAGUGGGGCCAAAGGCUAUGAGGUCGUUGUGUCUAGGAAACUCUGUGGACAGAGGGCUAAAUCCAUGGAGUUUGUCGAUGGUCUGAUGACCCACAGUGAGGACCCUAUUAACUGCCCGGUUGACACUGCCGUGCACCAUGUGCUGCUCAGGUGGGGUGUGCUGGGCAUCACAGUGAAGAUUGUGCUUCCCUGGGACCCAAGUGGCAAGAUGGGUCCCAAGAAGCCCCUGCCUGACCAUGUGAGCACUGUGGAACCCAAAGAUGGGGUACUGCCCACCACCCCCAUCUCAGAACACAAGGGUGGGAAGCCAGAGCCGCCUGCCAUGCCCCAGCCAGUGCCCACAGCAUGACAGGGUCUUGUUGGCAGCUGGGUCUGGGGUCUGGAUGUUGCUCUAUAAAGACCUUUAAUAAAAGCUUUUUAAAA
Molecule: messenger RNA, 794 nt
Organism: Phyllostomus discolor (pale spear-nosed bat)
Lineage: Eukaryota; Metazoa; Chordata; Mammalia; Chiroptera; Phyllostomidae
Product: 40S ribosomal protein S3-like
Exons: 1
Coding region: 208-720 (170 amino acids)
Biological process (GO): positive regulation of apoptotic signaling pathway; translation
Cellular component (GO): nucleus; cytosolic small ribosomal subunit
Molecular function (GO): structural constituent of ribosome
Source: RefSeq, a predicted model, not a curated record